Molecule: messenger RNA, 3885 nt
Organism: Musca domestica (house fly)
Lineage: Eukaryota; Metazoa; Arthropoda; Insecta; Diptera; Muscidae
Gene: wdn
Product: serendipity locus protein H-1
Exons: 3
Coding region: 244-3405 (1053 amino acids)
Biological process (GO): regulation of transcription by RNA polymerase II
Molecular function (GO): RNA polymerase II cis-regulatory region sequence-specific DNA binding; DNA-binding transcription factor activity
Source: RefSeq, a predicted model, not a curated record
AAAGAGAAGAAUAAAAAUAAAAAUGGCGUGUCAAAAUAAUAGCGUCUAAUAAUCGUAUCGUAUUUUUGUGAAAUUAUUUGUGAUAACUUCUUAAUAAAACGUUAAAAAACCAUUCAAGUCAAUAGCCAUAUGCAAAAACUAAUCAAUUAACCAAUCAAUGUGUGUUUCGAACAGUGGAGAAUAGAAAUAAAGUGAAAAGACGGCAUAACCUCUAAAUUUCGUGACAUAAAUAUUGGUGGUAAUAUGAAAGAAGGUAAAUUGCCGCCUAAAAUGAUGGGUGGUGUUGGCGGCAGUAGUGCACCGACAACAACAAUGAUCCAGUGUUCACCAACGAUAUCAUCGACCUCGUCUAGAGGAGCAUCUGCGACGCAAUCCAGUCCGGUAUCCUCGUCUACGCCGAGCAAGCAGCCCAGUGACGAAAUACUUUCCUCCCUAUUGAGAAUGAACAAUUUUGACUCAAUAUCGAGCAUCAAAGAUGAGUCUUUGGACAUUGACUUGUCGGCUUGUGUAACAAUCAGCGCCGAUCCAUCCGGUAUGAUAGGAGGCAACAGUUUAUCAUCUUCGGAUUUUUGGAAGGCGCUCGAUGAAAGUGCCCAGACAUCGCAGUUGGAUGUGAGCGGUGGUGGUGUUAGUGGAACAGCGAGUGGUGGCAGCGUUGUUGGUGGUGUCAGAUCCCCACCGUCUCCCUCGCCGUCAAGUAAUAACAGCAUUUUGAAUACCAGUGAUAAAAGUGAUCUGGGUAAUGUGAUCAAGAAAGAGCAAACUGAUUUCAGUGGAACGUUUUUAAAGCCCUCAUGUGGCAUUACGUUUUCGCCAUUGAAGCGUUGCAUCAAAUCUUCUGGUCCCGAACAACUGCACAUGCUGAAGGACAAAUCGCCCACCAGAUUCACUAAAUUGGAGGGACAGAAUAACAAUGGGCCACCAUUAUUAUCGCCCAUAAUACGUUUAAAUCAGUUUCCAAAGCCGACAGUGGAUGUGCCUAGGUUGAACGGAAAUACAACUAUCAAUACCAUUGCUAGUGGAACAGUAACCAUCAAGAAGGAGUCAAUAACAACCAAUGAACACUUCGUACAACCUCCACCAUUGGCUGCUUUAGAUUGCACAGUCAAUAAAAACGAAGCAGCACCAGCUAAAAUUAUACUGGAACCCUUAUACAAAUGUUUAGAUUGUGAUGUUGCUUUUCAAGACAGUCAGGAAUUGGCAAAUCACAACAAUCAUCGUAUCAUAUACAAAUGCAUGGAAUGCGAACGUGAAUUUGAUUCAGAACCAUCAUUAAAGAAGCACUUGAAAACCCAUCGACCAAUUGAUGCCCGCAAGGAUGCAUGGAAAAAGUGUCCCGACUGUGGAAAGUGCCUUAAACUGGGUAGCAUGUGGAUGCAUCGUAAAAUACACACAGAGAACAAAAAAUACGGCUGUGAAAUAUGUGGUCAGAAAUUUGUGCAGAAAAUCAAUUUGACCCAUCAUCAACGUAUCCAUACCUCAGAGAAACCAUACGAAUGUUCCGAGUGUCAGAAACGUUUUCAAGAACGUAGUCAUUUGCAGCGCCAUCAGAAAUACCAUGCCCAGACACGGUCGUAUCGUUGCGAAAAAUGUGGUAAAAUGUACAAAACCGAGCGGUGUCUCAAAGUCCACAACUUGGUACAUUUAGAGCAGCGACCAUUCGCCUGCACCGUCUGCGAUAAGUCAUUCAUAUCCAAUUCAAAAUUGAAGCAGCAUUCGAACAUUCACACCGGAGAGAGGCCAUUCAAAUGUAACUACUGUCCUCGUGAUUUUACAAAUUUCCCCAACUGGUUGAAACACACUCGACGUCGUCACAAGGUCGACCAUAAGACGGGCGAAAUGUUAGAAAACAUUCCUUCAUAUUGUUCCAAGAAAUCAACACGCACGCCAAAGGAGAAGAAACCCACUGGAACAGCAGAUACUAAAAAUCCCUCAAAUGCUGCACCAGCAAAUUCUGCACCGCCGACCAAUCCAAAUGUAAAUGAUCUCAAUAGAAUGGACACGAGUGAUUCCGGCACCACCACCAGUGCAAACACAUUUGUUGCUCCUGUUGUUCCUCUAUCAACAACUGCAGUCACCGUCGUUUCAAAGGCAUCUAUGACAACCAGCGUUUCUAAUACUGCAGUUGUUAACAACAUUGGGCCACCACCGUUGGCCAAAGUUCCGGCUAAACGUAAGAAGAAAAUACAACCAGUUGCAGCAAAUGCAACAAUUAAAACCGAGAAGGAUAUUGUGGCAACAACGGCAAGUUAUAUCGUCAGUGCAGCUCCUAAUUCACAUAUUGUGAAUAUGUCAACGUCAAAUGGGAUUGGUCCUCCACCUUUGGCUUUGGUCUUCAGUACAAAGCCCAUGAUGGUUUCGAGUAGUAUGUCGGCCAACACAAAUGCGCCAAUUUCCUCGUCUCCCAUCAACAACUCCCCCUUAAUGCCCACUCAACAGCCGAAUGUAAAAGUUGAGAAAGUUAAAAGAGAUCGUAAGCAACCGAUGCCAAAGCAAGUGCAACAAGUCCCUCCUCCAAUAAUUAUCAAGAAGGAAUUUAUAGAGCCAAAGGCUGAACUGCAUGCGGCACAAAAUGAUUCACAUCGAACCCCACAGCAGCAUGAAUCGCAGCAACCACAGACCAAAACCCCAUUCCCAGAUUUGCAUUGUCUGAGUAUAACAUCGGCUGAGGAGUUAAUAAUGGAACAUGCCCUGGAAAUGGAGGAAUGUGGUCUAUAUAAACCGACCUCGGCAGCAGCUGCCACAGUUAUGCCCACAUUUGCCGAAACUGACAAUGCCAUAUCUUCCGAAUCUGUGGCGAAUAUGCACUUUAAGAUCAAGGAAGAGAAUCAUGAUAUGGAUUUAAAAACAGAGGAAUAUGAUUCCAUUAAAAAGAACAUAUCAUCCUUGGAAUCAUCUCCAUUUUCAUCACCAGCUUCCAUGGAAUUUGCUCCUUCAUCUGCAGCUACAGCCGAUUUCAAUCCGGCCAAUAAUUUUUACUUGCCGCAGUUUACCAUCACCAACAAUCCAAUUAUUACCACAAACUCGCAAACAAUUGCUGGGUCCAUGAAGAUGGAAGAUGCCAACAGUACAACCACACGACAGCAAGUGCGACAACUAGUGGCAACCAAUAUCAAUGGUGUCCCCGAACUCAUACACAUAACCAACAACGGUGGCAAUUCAAGAUUUGUUAAAUCAAAUAUGGUCUCAAAUGGUAGCAGCUCCACUGGCGCAAACGAUAACACAUCAUCCUUUAUCAAUCAACUGUAUUUACCGCUCACCGUAAAUGCCGGCCCGGUGCUGAUGAAGUCCCAUCAGGCUCUGCCAUCGGUUGAUACGCUUUUAUUCUCCCAUUCGAAACUGGCGCUAUUCAACAACCGUAAUUUACCAAAACAAGCAACAACUGCUCAACACAAUUUGUCCUAAUCCAAAGUUGAAACAACUUUUAACUGUAAGACCACGUAAAAUUUUAUAAAAAAUGCUUAGUUCUAUUGUUUAAUCUUGGAACACUUUGACUUUACUUCCCCCAUUUCUAUUUAAGUUUUGCAAUUGAACGGUCCCCUCGAUUACUUGUCAAAAAAUAUAAAAAAAAACACACAUCUUAUAAAAUUAGAGUCCAACAACAUUUCAAUACAUAUGUAUAUUUUAAGGCCCUUUAUUUCAUAGUAUCACAAAAAUUUCCUUCUUUCCAAAAAUCAAUAUGUGGUAGUUUUGUUUAAUUUAGAUUGUAGUAAAACAUAAGCGAACGAAUCGAAUGUUAUAUAUUAAUAUAUACUAUAUAUUUUUUUGCAAACCAAUGUCCUUUAAACAUAAGAAAACUUUUUUAGUCUUUGGUAGUUUGUACAAACAAUUUUGUAAGAAAAAAAAAUACGGUAAAUAAAAAUAUGUUUUUCUCAGAUUCAUAAA